Molecule: messenger RNA, 3378 nt
Organism: Danaus plexippus (monarch butterfly)
Lineage: Eukaryota; Metazoa; Arthropoda; Insecta; Lepidoptera; Nymphalidae
Exons: 21
Coding region: 168-3179 (1003 amino acids)
Molecular function (GO): heme binding; monooxygenase activity; iron ion binding
Source: RefSeq, a predicted model, not a curated record
GUCUUUCGUUGGUUAUUAAAAUAAUAACAAUAUUUGAAUUAAGUACUUUUUGCUAAGUUGCUUUUCGUGUUCCCAACCGGUAUGGUAAUAAGUUUUUGCAUUCAUUUUUAUUGAGAACUCUGAGCUCAACAUUGGACAUAAAUCAUACAUUUUGUUUCAAUUCAAGAAUGUUCUGGACGGUUACCUUGACGAUUACAGCCCUGAUGGUAUUGUGGCUGCGAUGGAGAUACAGGAACCGGAAAUUAAUAAAAAUGGCAGAUAAAAUACCAGGACCACCAUCACUGCCCAUAUUAGGAAAUGCUCUCAAAUUUAUGGUCCAUAACAAAGAGCUCAAAAUUUUAAUUAAGAACCUUAUGAACCAGUAUGGCGAAGUUGUUAAAUUUUGGCUUGGAAUGGAUCUUAACAUAUUAGUCAGUAAUCCCGAUGACCUCAAGCUUCUCCUAACCAACAAUAAAACCAGCGUAAAAGGUGAACAGUACAAAUAUUUUAAGAACUACAUAGGCGCUGGGCUCUUGAGUGGGUCAGGUCCAGAAUGGAGGAAACAUCGCAAAAUAGCAACACCAAACUUUGGCAAACAGGCGACGGGAAGUUAUGUUCAUGUAUUUAACAUGGAAGCAGAUUUAUUAUUAGAAAAUUUAAAAGAAACUAGUUCUGGAGAUCAGAUAGACGUUUACCAGUAUAUUGUUAUGAGCACCAGUUAUGCUGUCUGUCAAACCUUGAUGGGACUUACAAGGAAGGAGACUUUGGGAUUACCACACCUUCAAUAUGUUAUUGAGGAAAGUCCCCUAGUAUAUACGAUAAUAUUCGAAAGAAUGACGAAAUGGUUUAUGCAAAUAGAUCCAGUUUAUUGGUUGACCAAAUCAUACCAAGUAGAAAAAGAAUUCGUCUCUCGUACGAAUGAACUAAGUGGUGCUAUAUUAAAAUUACGUAUUAACAAAUUGGCAGACAUAGAUGAGAACAAAUUAAAAUUACUGGACACCGAAAAGGAUUCCUUCAAUAACACAGAAUUGAGUGUUGUGGACAGAUUCAUACUCUCAAGAGAACUUGAUGCUACGGAUCUGAAAACUGAAAUCUUUACUAUCUUUACAGCUAGUCAAGAAGCAACAGCAAAAGUAGCGGCUUCGUUACUAUUGAUGUUGGCGUUUCAUCCCGAAUGUCAGAAAAAAGUUUACGCUGAAAUUACAAGUGUGAUAAGAAAUAAAAAUAAACAUAUAACUGAAGAGGAUCUGAAGCAGAUGCCGUAUUUGGAAAUGAUUUUCAAAGAGGUUCUUCGGCUGUUUCCAACUGGUGUCAUGCUUCAAAGGAAAAUUAAUAAAGACAUUUCUAUAAGUUCUUGUACAUUACCAGCUGGUUCGUCGCUCGUGAUACCGUUAUAUCAUAUGCACCGUGAUUCAAGGUUUUGGGAAAAUCCAGAGUCUUUCGAUCCAGAGAGAUUUUCCGCUGAAAACAUGAAGAAGCGCAAUGCUUAUUGCUAUUUUCCUUUCAGUUUAGGCCCUAUGGAUUGUUUAGGUCGAUUUUUUGGUACGAGUAUUAUAAAAAUAAUAGUUAUCAAGAUUAUCCAGGAAUAUUACUUGACAUCCACAUACAAGUACAGCGAUCUUCAAGUUGGAUUCUCAAUAUCAGUAACGUCGUCUAUUGGUUACCCCGUUAUUUUAACUCCUCGAAAAAUGCUGUUGGCUGUAGUGUUGUUAGUAUUGGUUGUUCUGGGUGUUUGGGUUCACUGGCGGUACAAAAACCGAAGGUUGUUGGAAAUGUCUACGAAAAUACCAGGACCACCUACUAUUCCAAUCUUAGGCAACGCUUUUUAUUUCAUGUGCCGCCCAGAAGAAAUGAUAAAGAUUACUAAACAGUUGAUCGACGAGUACGGCCUCGUUCUCAGAUUCUGGCUUGGGACUGAUUUAAAUAUUGUUGUUAGCAAUCCAGAUGACAUAAAGAUUUUACUAACUAACAACAAGGUCAGCGUAAAAGGUCCUCAGUAUAAGUACAUGUCAGAUUUAAUCGGAGUUGGAAUUUUAAGUGGAUCAGGGUCAAAAUGGAGAAAGCAUAGAAAAUUGGUUACUCCAAACUAUGGAAAACGAGCUGUCGAAAGUUAUAAUGAAGUUUGCUACAGGGAAACUAAAAUACUUAUUGAUAAUUUAAAUAAAGUACACCAAGCUGGAGUACUAGAUAUAUACAAACAUAUAGUUAAAACAACCAGCUACAUUGUAUGCCAAUCGUUGAUGGGUUUAACUAGAGAAGAAACCCUAAGGAUUCCUUGUUUGCAAAAUGUUAUAGAUAAAAGUCCGAGGUUAUAUGACUUCAUAUUUGAUAGAAUGACAAAAUGGUAUCUACAAAUAGACCCCGUUUAUUGGUUAACGGAAUCAUAUAAAAUACAAAAAAAAAUUAUGAGAGACAUAAGUGAGAUGAACGUGUUUAUAAUAAACAACAGAAAAGAAGCAUUGGCUGACAUAAAUGAAGAUUAUUUAGAAUUAUUAAAUUCAGAACAGGAUUCCGUGAAAAAUACAAAGCUAUCGGUCAUUGAUAGAUUGAUACUGUCCCAAGAAUUAAAUCACAAGGAGCUGAUAGAAGAAACAUUCACAAUAUUUACAUCUAGUCAAGAGGCAACUGCAAAGAUAACGUCUUUUUUGCUGCUCAUGAUGGCAUAUCAUCCUAAAUGUCAGGACGAAUUGUAUUCGGAAAUAUUAAACGUGAUAGGUAAUAAUUACGGGCCAAUAACUGAUGACUAUCUAAAGCAUAUGCCCUACUUGGAAAAGUGUGUCAAAGAAGUGUUAAGGCUAUACCCUAUUGGUGUCAUGUUACAAAGGACUGUCAAGGAAGACGUAGAAAUAAGUACAUGCACACUGCCAGCAGGUUCCUCCCUUGUUGUUCCCAUUUUCAAUUUACAUCGUGACCCAAGAUUUUGGGAAGACCCUGAAGCUUUUGAUCCAGAAAGAUUUUCAACUGAGAAUAUGAAAAAACGGAACCCUUUCUGUUAUAUCCCAUUUAGUUUAGGACCAAUGGAUUGUCUAGGAAGAUUCGUUGCAGCAAAGUUUAUUAAGACCAUAGCAAUAAUGGUGCUGCAUGAAUUCCGACUAUCCUCCGUGAACGAUUAUAAAGAUCUCAACGUGGUUAUGGCCAUAUCAGCUAAAUCUGCAAAUGGUUACCCAGUUAUUUUAACACCACGAAAACAAUGCAAUUGAAUGAAAACUGACGGUUUUUUUUUUCAAUUUUGUGACGCGAACCUUUCACUGCUUAUCUAUCAACUAUUUUGUUUAAUAAAAGAUGUUACAACUCCUAAUAAACAUAAGAUCUUAUAGAUAUUUUCUUUUACUAAAUAUUUUUAUCUCAUUGUAGUUAAUUUCUGUAUUUUCCUAUUCCAAAUAAAUUUUUAAUUAUUAA